CGCCAUGUCCAUCGUGACCUAUUCAAUGCGAAGGAAAAGAAGAAAAAAAAAAAAAAUAGAAAUUGUACUCUUCCAAAUUUUCCAACGGUCAUAUUUCACCGACGUACUCCAACGCCAACGGUCACUCACCGUUCAAUCUAAAUCCGACGGCUGCCCACCAUCGUACCCUCAGCCCAUAAUACUCUUUAUGUUUCAGUGCUGGUAAAUCAAAUCAAUCACAGAUGUUUACUAAAAGAAGAAGAAGAAGAAGAGAAAUUGGAAGAGACCGAGACAGGUAUUGGAAAUUGAAUAUUGAAAAAACAAAAAAAGAAAAGAAAAAGAAAACCCAAAACUUCAUUAAUCAAAUACAGAAUGAACUUUAAAUCCCAAUGAUGAAAACAAAAGUAAAUUUUAGGCUAAAAAUUUAGAAUAAAAAAUAAAAAUAAAGUUUUUAACAUAAAAGAAUUAAGAGUAUAUAUCAAAAUAGGAUUUAAGUGGCCUCUGUUAACCUUGGAGGGAUGGGAUCCUAAAUCCCCUCGGCGCCAAUUCAACGUCACCACCUAUGUUUCAUCACCGCCACACACGUGGCAGCUUGCUAAUGCUCCCAUCCACAAGCUGGUGUGUCACCCGCAGGCCCCUACUUGGUAACGGAGCGGUUAGUUGCUGUGUAUAAAAGGCCCAGUGAAAGCAUAAGGAACAAAAUUCAAAUCACAAAGCAAAAAGAAAAGGUAAAAAAAAAAAAAAAACAAAAGUAGAGUGACAUAGAAAAAACUGUUCUUCAAUCUCUUAGAACUGAAAAUAAAAGGAAGAAAAAUGCCAAUCCAUAAGUUUACAUUCGGAUCACCGGGAGAGGCGAGCCAACCGGACGCGAUAAAGGCAUCAUUCGCCGAAUUCUUCUCCAUGAUCAUCUUUAUUUUCGCCGGACAAGGAUCCGGAUUAGCUUUUGAUAAAUUAACGGACGGUGGAUCUACGACAGCGUCGGGGCUGAUAAUGGCAUCUCUGGCUCAUGCUUUUGCGUUAUUUGUGGCGGUUUCGGUGGGAGCGAAUAUCUCCGGCGGGCAUGUGAAUCCGGCAGUUACAUUUGGUGCCCUUGUUGGUGGAAACAUAUCGUUUUUUAGAAGUAUAAUGUAUUGGAUUGCUCAAUUGCUUGGCUCUGUUGUUGCGUGCUUCCUUCUUAAGUUUGCCACCGGUGGAAAGGUAACACCAGCAUUUGGUCUAUCAUCAGGAGUUUCUGUAUGGAAUGGAUUUAUACUUGAGGCAGUGAUGACAUUUGGAUUAGUAUAUACAGUAUAUGCAACAGCAAUAGAUCCAAAGAGGGAGAAUUUAGGUAUCAUUGCCCCGAUUUCAAUUGGUUUCAUUGUUGGUGCUAACAUUUUAGUUGGUGGUGCUUUUGAUGGUGCUUCCAUGAACCCUGCUGUCACCUUUGGCCCUGCUGUUGUCACUUGGUCAUGGACCCAUCACUGGGUCUACUGGCUAGGUCCUAUGACUGGUGCAACCAUUGCUGCCGUUGUUUAUGAUACACUCUUUAUCUCUGACUCCAUGCAUGAUCCUCUUACUCAGUAUAAUGAUUUCUAGAACCAUUUAUUCCCUCUAAAACUAGAACAAAGAUUUGAAGUUUCUGCUGCAA
Molecule: messenger RNA, 1606 nt
Organism: Cucumis melo (muskmelon)
Lineage: Eukaryota; Viridiplantae; Streptophyta; Magnoliopsida; Cucurbitales; Cucurbitaceae
Product: aquaporin TIP1-3-like
Exons: 3
Coding region: 793-1554 (253 amino acids)
Biological process (GO): transmembrane transport; water transport
Cellular component (GO): membrane
Molecular function (GO): water channel activity
Source: RefSeq, a predicted model, not a curated record